This is a messenger RNA of Gastrolobium bilobum, 3756 nucleotides long. Its product is annotated as RNA-dependent RNA polymerase 1-like. Gene Ontology annotation, cellular component: nuclear RNA-directed RNA polymerase complex. Gene Ontology annotation, molecular function: RNA-directed RNA polymerase activity. Lineage: Eukaryota; Viridiplantae; Streptophyta; Magnoliopsida; Fabales; Fabaceae. Gene Ontology annotation, biological process: siRNA processing. The record is from RefSeq and is a predicted model, not a curated record. The coding region runs from base 202 to 3555 and encodes 1117 amino acids. The transcript is spliced from 6 exons.
GAAAACUUCCUUAUAUUAUUUUGGAACUGUGGCAGUGGCAGUGGCAGUGUUGACUUGGAAUUGACAACCCUAUUUUAUAUCUCUGUGUGGGUUGUGACUGCUAUAACCUUCAAUCUUCAAUCUUGGGUCAAGGGAAGUUGCUGAAAUUGUAAUCCAGGGAUUAGGAAGGUCCUCAGGAAAGCCAAAGAGUUAGCAUUUAGAAUGGGUAAAACAAUUGAGUUGUAUGGAUUCCCUUCUUUUGUGAAUGUAUCCGAUGUAAAGAUAUUUGUAGAGCGAUAUACUGGUGAAGGAACUGUCUAUGCUAUUAAGAUAAGACAAGCCAAAAGUCGGGUUCCAAGAGCAUUUGCUAUUAUUCAAUUCACCUCUGCUAAGUAUGCUGCAUCUAUGAUGUCUUUAGCUAAUAACAAUAUGCAAACAUUGCGGUAUGGCUCCUCCUACCUAAAGGCUCGGGAAAUGGAAAGAGAUAUUGUGCCAAAGCCAAGAACCUUUUUGCAUAGUUUGGCUGAUGUGAAACUGUAUUUUGGCUGUCAGAUAACGAAGGGAAAGUUCUCUGUUUUAUGGAAAAAGGUGGAUGUUAAUGUAAAUUUUGGGAUUGGAAUGAGAAAGUUGCAAUUCUUUUUAUCCCAUAACAAUGUGCAAUAUAAACUUGAGCUUUCGUACGAGAACAUUUGGAAGGUUGAGCUGCAUCGACCACGGGGUGAAACUGCAAAGUAUCUCUUGUUUCAGUUACUUGGUGCUCCCCGCAUUUUGAAGAAUGAUGUACCCAAUUCAGCAAAUGUAUAUGAAAAUCCUUUGCUCAACUUCUUUAAGGAUACCCCUGAUGAGCAAUGGAUCCGAGCAACAGAUUUCACACCUUUCAGUUGUAUUGGGCAGUCUUCUGCUUUAUGUCUGGAGCUUCCACAUGACCAACAUUUUCCAAAUUUCAGGGAAAAUUUUGCUUAUUAUGAGGAAAGUGAGAAGCAAUACACUUUAGAGACAGGAGUUCCUUUUUCUAGUAAUCAAGAUGUUGUCCCCAUUGUUGCUUCUCCACGAGGCAUUGAAAUACCAUAUGACAUCUUGUUUAAAGUUAAUUCAUUAGUUCAGCAUGGGUGUCUUGCUGGUCCUGCACUUGAUAAUAAGUUUUAUCUUUUGGUUGAUCCAUGUAAGGUGGACCUUGCAUGCAUUGAACAUGCUUUAGAAAAAAUUUAUUAUUCAAAGGAAUUCUGUUAUGAACCCUCAAAGUGGUUGAUUGAUCAGUACACAAGGUACCUGACAUCAAGGAAUCCUCCUCGGUCACCUACGAUAUCCUUGGAUACUGGGUUGGUAUAUGUUCGAAGGGCUCAGAUCACACCUUGCAAAGUAUACUUUUGCGGUCCAGAGAUUAAUGUCUCAAAUCGAGUUCUUCGCGAGUUCCAUAAAGACAUUGAUAAUUUUCUACGUGUUUCAUUUGUUGAUGAGGAGUUGGAGAAAAUGUAUUCAACAGAUUUAUCUCCACGUACAUCUGAGAACAGGAAAACUGAGAUAUACACAAGAGUGCUUUCUAUCCUUAGAAAUGGCAUAGUUAUUGGUGACAAGAAGUUUGAAUUUCUAGCAUUCUCAUCAAGUCAGUUGAGGGAAAGUUCCCUUUGGAUGUUUGCUCCUACAACAACUGGACGUACUGCUGCUUCCAUUCGGAAAUGGAUGGGAGAUUUUCGCAAGAUUAGAAAUGUGGCUAAAUAUGCUGCUAGGCUGGGACAAUCUUUUGGUUCAUCUACUGAAACUCUAAGUGUCCCCAGGGAUGAAAUUGAAAUUAUUCCUGAUGUGGAGGUUACACAUUAUGGAAACCACUAUGUCUUCUCUGAUGGAAUUGGGAAAAUAUCUCUUGAUUUUGCCAAGAGAGUGGCUAAAAAAUGUGGCCAUGACUACCCUCCAUCUACCUUUCAGAUUCGAUAUGGCGGGUACAAAGGAGUUGUUGCUAUUGAUCCCACAUCAUCAGUAAAGCUAUCAUUGAGGAAGAGCAUGCGCAAGUAUGACUCAGAUAACACAAAAUUGGAUGUUUUGGCAUGGAGUAAAUUUCAGCCUUGCUAUCUGAAUCGGCAGUUGAUUACUCUCUUAUCGACCCUUGGUGUCGCAGAUUAUGUUUUCGAGAAAAGACAAAAAGAAGCCGUUGAUCAACUGAACACCAUGUUAACAGAUUCAUUGAAGGCACAGGACGCCUUGGACUUAAUGUCUGCUGGGGAGAUAACUAAUGUUUUAAAGGAGAUGCUCAAUUGUGGCUACAAGCCUAAUGUUGAACCUUUUCUUUCAAUGAUGCUGCAAACAUUUAGGGCUUCAAAACUGUUGGAAUUGCGACUUAAAACUAGGAUCUUUAUUCCAAAUGGGAGAGCAAUGAUGGGAUGUCUAGAUGAAACUAGAACUCUAGAAUAUGGCCAAGUAUAUGUUGGAUUUUCUAACAACAGGGUCAGGGGUCUAUCCAAUGAUUAUAUAAUUACAGGUAAGGUGGUAGUGGCAAAAAACCCCUGCUUGCACCCAGGCGAUGUGCGUGUUUUAAAGGCUGUAGAUGUACCGGCUUUGCAUCACAUGGUGGAUUGUGUUGUUUUCCCUCAAAAGGGGUUCAGACCUCAUCCAAAUGAGUGCUCGGGAAGCGAUCUGGACGGAGAUAUCUAUUUUGUUUGUUGGGAUCCUGAAUUGAUUCCAUCUCGUCAAAUUCAACCAAUGGAUUAUACUGCCGCCCCAAGUAUGGAAUUGGAUCAUGAUGUGAUGAUUGAGGAGGUUGAGGAGUAUUUUACCAAUUACAUAGUCAAUGACAGUUUGGGAAUAAUUGCCAAUGCACACACAGCAUUUGCAGAUAGAGAACCUUCAAAAGCAAUGGCUGAACCAUGUGUAGAGCUUGCAAAGCUAUUUUCAACAGCAGUUGACUUUCCAAAAACUGGUGUCCCAGCUGUUAUACCUCCUCGUCUUUAUGUCAAAGAAUAUCCAGACUUCAUGGAGAAACCUGACAAACCCACCUAUGAAUCACGUAAUGUAAUAGGUAAGCUUUUUAGGGAAGUGAAAGAAAUUUCAUCAAGUGCCAACUAUAUUACUUCCUUCACUCUUGAAGUGGCUAGAAAGUCAUAUGACCGGGACAUGGAAGUUGAUGGCUUUAUGGAUCAUGUUGAUGAUGCUUUCUAUCACAAAAGCAAUUAUGACUACAAAUUGGGAAAUCUGAUGGAUUACUAUGGGAUUAAAACUGAAGCUGAAAUCCUUAGCGGGAAUAUUAUGAAAAUGUCAAAAUCUUUCAACAAAAGAAGGGAUGCUGAAUCAAUUAACAUGGCUGUAAGGUCCCUAAGGAAAGAGGCGAGGGCAUGGUUCAAUGAUAGCAAAGACUCAGAGAGUGAUGAUGCAUAUGCAAAAGCUUCUGCAUGGUACUAUGUUACUUAUCACCCAAGUUACUAUGAUUGCUACAAUGAAGGUAUGAAAAGGGACCAUUUUCUAAGUUUCCCAUGGUGUGUUUACCAUGUGCUUGUCCAAAUCAAGAAGGAGAAAGCUAGCAUUAGAAGGUCUUCCAACUUAUCCUCCUUGGAACAAAGUUUCAGUCGAGGGUUGCUUUUGAAUUGAGUACUCUAGACUUUACCCUCCCUGCUUUUUCAGCAGGAGUGCAGAAGCAGCUUCUGUCCAUAUUGAUUGACUUUGCAUGUACAUUUUAUAGUGAUGUUAUAUAAUAUAGUAGAGUGGAUAUAGAUGCUGUAUCAACCAUUUCCUUUGUAUCGUUUGUAAAUCUGACUUCGACGCUUCAGUGGUUUCCAUUAUGGUUUUUCU